AUGUCAACGUUAAGCAGAUCACGGGCGACCCUGUCGCCCGCUACAUCCGAGAGAUCAACUCUACCUAUGGGUGCAACAACUGACCCAGGAAGCCAAGAAUUUACGCCUCUAGAACCGACACGGGAGCAGCUACUUGCACAUUUCUUUGAGCGCUUCAAAUUUUACACUUCUCUUUGCCUAGGCACGUCGGCUAUACUUGCAGUAUUUGCUUUUCUGUUCUUAAUUCCCUUCGUCGUGGAACCGGCGAUACAAACUAUCCUCGCUGAGUUUGCUCCUGAAGCUGGAAUAUGUAGUGUAUCAGAUCACGUUUACGCUCAAACCCUGACGAAUUGCACUUGGGCAUCGUGUAGAGAAGGAUGUACCACGAUGCAUACAAAAUGCCACAAAAUCAAAGUGAAUCUAGCGAGGCGACCUUUCUUUGGUAACGAAACCCUGCCGAUAGAAUGGGAUGAAACCGAUUUGAAGUUUUUGAUAAACCCCGAAGGUUGCGGUUAUCCUCCAAAGGUGAAUUGCUCAGUGUUCGCCAUCGAUUAUGCAGGAAGAAAUGCGCCCAAGAUAUUCCCAUGUUUCUACAGCAUGACGAGGCCAGAGCUAGUUGUUGCAAGAUACUCUUGGGAAUCGACGAUACGAGGGUUGAUUCUGGCGUUGGUGUUGCCGACAACGGUCUUCGUGUUUAGUCUAAGUGUCCUUGCGUAUUGGCACUGCCACUGCUGUGACAGAGCCUGUAAUCGAAGGGUUCACGCCGAAUCAUAUACGAGUAAAGAAGAUAGCAAGCUGCUUUGUGAACUGGAUGAUGACCCAACUGACGACGUAUUCUGA
Molecule: messenger RNA, 819 nt
Organism: Leptosia nina
Lineage: Eukaryota; Metazoa; Arthropoda; Insecta; Lepidoptera; Pieridae
Source: the annotation of a GenBank genome assembly